AGUGACAUUUAGUAUGUACCUCCAUACCUAUACCUAUCUGCUAUAUUAAUUUGUUUGUAAAUUAUAAUUUAAUUUGAGUUGAGUUUUCAGAGUACUCUGUAAAUAUAGGAAAAGUUUUUUAUCAGUUAAUAAAAGCAAUUAAAUCUAUCAUGGAGUUACAGUGCAAAGUUCAAAACUAUGAAUGGGGUAAGCUAGGGUCAGAAAGCAUUGUAGCACAACUCUUGGCAAAUGGGAACCCAAAUGUUACAAUUGAUCCUGAUAAGCCUUAUGCUGAACUGUGGAUGGGGACCCAUCCAAAUGGACCUUCCUUAAUAAUCGAAAGAGGCAUUCUUCUGUCAGAGUACCUUAAAGAUAAUCAUGAUGCAAUAGGUCCUGAUGUUAAAAGGAAGUUUGGUAUCACAGUCCCAUUCCUUCUUAAAGUUUUGUCAAUUCGGAAAGCGCUUUCUAUUCAAGCACACCCAGCUAAGGAUCAUGCAGAAGAACUACAUAGACUCUUACCAGAUAUGUAUAAGGACCCCAACCAUAAGCCAGAGCUUGCCAUAGCAUUGACUGCAUUUGAAGCAUUGUGUGGCUUUAGACCGGUCACUCAAAUUAUGAAGUUUUUACAAGAUCUGCCUGAACUUGCACAUAUCUUGCCGGAGAAUAGUUUGAAUGUGUUCCUUAGUUUGAAAGGAGCUGAAAGUCAUGAAAAGGAAUUGAAAUCAGUCUUUCACUCUCUUAUGACAUGCGAUAAAGAAAAAAUAACAUCAAGUUUAAAAAAAUUAUUAUCUAGACUGGAAAAAGAAGAUUUAUCUACGCAGACAUCGCUUCUCUAUCCCUUGGUGCAAAGACUUCACGACGACUUUCCAGGGGAUGUUGGGUGUUGGGCGCCAUACUUUAUGAACUAUUUGAAGCUUGCUCCCGGCCAAGCUAUCUUCCUCAAGCCAAACUUGCCACAUGCUUAUAUUAGUGGAGACUGUAUAGAAUGUAUGGCGUGUUCCGACAACGUGGUGCGAGCUGGUCUCACGCCCAAGCACAUAGAUGUUCCCACUCUCAUUGAGAUGCUGGACUACAGGAGCUACACUAAGGAGGAGAUGCUGUUCACGCCGCACUUGGAAGACGAGAACAGCUGCAUAUGGAGACCACCUGUGCCAGACUUUGCUGUUGUUAAAAUAAAGGUGCAAAGUGGCGAUUCGUACAACACAAUAGUGCGGCCCAGUCCGAGUGUAAUCAUCAUCACGUCUGGUUCAGGGCAGGCGUGCGACACGGAACCCCUACCCGUCAGGCCGGGGGUGGUUCUGUUUCUAAAGGCGAGCCGGCAACUCACGCUCACACCCGCUGAGGGGUCACAUAUCGAGGCGUACCAGGCUAUUUGUAAUGUCUGAGAAAUAUAAACAUAUCUCUCAAGGUUACCACCUAUAGGGCCGGCCCUACUAUAGAGGGAACGGAGCGGUCGCUCAAGCGGGGUGAUUCACUAACUCAAUGUCUAACAAUAAAUAAUAGCCACCAAGCCCAUUUUUUAAUCCAAGGAAGGUACGAAACAAUAUUUGAAUAUCACCCAGUGAAGCAGCAAUGUAGAACCAACCAACCUCGGUGGCUAUCAUGUAGCGUUAGACACUGAGUUAGCGAAUCACCUAGCGUUCCGGAGGCGUCUCGGUGGUAGACAAAGGAAAAAAUAUAUUUUUGAAUUAUUUUUUGCUUUUUCAUAUUUGUUUUGUAAAAAGCAGAAAAAAUUAAAUAAGUUUAUUUAUUUCAUGAUGAAAUUGUUAUUUUUUCUUCUUUUUAGUUUUAUAAAUCAUUUAUUUUUCAAAUUUUGUAAAAAAUUGGGGUUCCUUCGCUUACACUCUUGGAUUCGCGCUUGGAAAAGCUUUACCUAUUUAUUUAAACUUAGUUUUAUUUUAAAAAUAGGGGUUCAUAAACUUAGCAGGUAAUUAUUAUACAAAAAAUCUAAUCACAACACAUAAGUAUUAUACCAUGUUCCAAGUAAUGAAUAAAUGAAAUGAAUUAUGCUAAGUUAUAUAUGUAGAGAACAAUAUGUUUGUUAAAAUUGUAUUAAAAUUUUAUUAAUAUUUUAUUUUUUAUGAACGAUUUUCCUAUUCCUAAUGGCUACUAUUUGCCUAUUUUUACCAAUAAAAUACACUG
Messenger RNA from Maniola jurtina (meadow brown), 2121 nucleotides. It is a transcript of the gene Mpi, whose product is annotated as mannose-6-phosphate isomerase. Gene Ontology annotation, molecular function: mannose-6-phosphate isomerase activity; zinc ion binding. Bases 150 to 1364 code for a protein of 404 amino acids. Lineage: Eukaryota; Metazoa; Arthropoda; Insecta; Lepidoptera; Nymphalidae. The transcript has 7 exons. Gene Ontology annotation, cellular component: cytosol. Gene Ontology annotation, biological process: GDP-mannose biosynthetic process; carbohydrate metabolic process. The record is from RefSeq and is a predicted model, not a curated record.